Fusarium redolens is the source of this 618-nucleotide messenger RNA. RefSeq lists its product as uncharacterized. The record is from RefSeq and is a predicted model, not a curated record. NCBI's taxonomy places the organism in Eukaryota, Fungi, Ascomycota, Sordariomycetes, Hypocreales, Nectriaceae. The coding region runs from base 1 to 618 and encodes 205 amino acids. The transcript has a single exon.
AUGGCGAGUCAAAAAGCCCUCGCGGGAGAUGGCUCUCCGACUUUCCCUUCUUCUUCAUCACAGCGCACUCUUUGCAACGACCUUCCAGAAGACUUAAUCGAAUACCAUCGACGUUACUCAAAGGUAAAGGCAAAGGACAUCAUUCCCGCUGUUUCAUCCUUCAGCUUGGAUCCUGCUUGCUACGAAGCCAACCAAGGUCGACUCCAACAGCUUUUUCGAAAGUUCGACUUCUACCCCGUUGCCGGUAAAAUCGUCAUCUGGAUGUCUUCAUUGAGGCACAGCCAGUUUGCUAGGCGCGUCGAAGGAAACAUAGAGAGGCGGCUUGAGGUCUUCUACGACGCCUUGCCCGGUCGCUUCACCGCUCAGGGUGAUAGUAACCUGAAGUUAAAGGACGAGUCUGAACUCCAACCCGACGGGUCAUUUUGGUACUGCGGUGACGACGGCUAUGGCAAUUGGCCAAGCCUCGUAAUCGAAGUUGCCAAUUCUCAAAGCUCUGAAAGCCUGAUUAGCAAGGCCAAGAAGUUGCUCACCAUGACCCGCGGUCACGUCAAGACUGUCGUAUGCUUUAACAUUCAGUACGACAAGAGGCCUUCUCAAGCCUCCACCGUGUCUGUCUAG